AUGGCUUCCGCCAAGUUCGGUGCUGUCGCGCAGGUGGAGAACCGAGGCGCGCUGUCGAAAAGGUCACGCAACGACGUGUCUGUAAGGGAGGGGGACUGGAAUUGUCCUCAGUGUGGUAAUGUCAACUUCAGUUUUAGAAAUGUUUGCAACCGUGGAGCCUGUGGUGCACCCCGUCCAUCACCGAGUCCAAGUCCUAGAAUGAUGCCAGCACCUCCUGCUGCUGGAUAUGACCGGUCACCUCUAUUUUACGGAGGAGGUGGUGGCGCCCCACCUCCAAUUCCGCUUGGAUCUGGUAGCUAUGGUGCUCCAUAUCCACACCUUGGGAUGCGAUAUGGUUAUGGUCCACCAGUAGGAGCUCCUGGUUCAUAUGGCCUUUUCUCGUCAUAUGGUCAACUUGGGCCAAUGAGUGGUAUGGGAUAUGGCCCAGGACCUGAGCUGGGCCGAUAUAGCUAUGGGUUUAGAGGUUCUCCAAUGCCGGUUUCUAGCCCAUGGUCUGGUGGAGCAUUAGCUGAAAACAAUGACAACAUUGCUUCAAGAAAGCGCCGUGGAGGCCCUGAUGGACUUUCUGAGGGUGACUGGACCUGCCCCAAAUGUGACAACAUUAACUUUUCCUUCAGAACCACUUGCAACAUGAAGAAAUGUGGAGCCCCGAGGCCAACUCCUGGAGGUAACACGAGCUUGUCUCGCAAGGACAAUAGCAAUAAGGAAGCCCCUGAAGGAAGCUGGACCUGCCCAGAGUGCAACAACCUGAACUACCCAUUCCGCACGGUAUGCAACAGGAAAGGAUGCUCGUACAGCAAGCCAACCCCGACGAAUAACUGA
Messenger RNA from Miscanthus lutarioriparius, 822 nucleotides. The record is from the annotation of a GenBank genome assembly. Lineage: Eukaryota; Viridiplantae; Streptophyta; Magnoliopsida; Poales; Poaceae.